AUGUCUUCCAUAAAGAAAGCCUACUUCAAUGCGCCAGACGGCCAACUGCACUACCGGUUCCUCCUCACAACCCAGUCACCAAAAAAGGCACCAUGCGUUUUCCUCCACAUAUUCGGCAGCUCAUACGACCCAGAAACUCAACCCCCAAAUACAGCCUACUACGUAGAUGUCUUCAUGCAGCUCUUCAACUCCCUCAACCUCACCAAGUUCCACCUCCUAGGCCACCAUUCCGGCGCCAGCCUGGCCACCGAGCUUGCAGCCCUCUACCCCACCACCGUCCUAACUCUCUGCCUAGUCGGAACCGCCAUCAUGACCCGUUCCGAGCAAAUCGCCCUCAACACACUAAUCAACAUCCCAUUGAACGAGCCCAUCGCUUCCGGCGCCCACCUCCAGAAAACAUGGGACUAUUUAGCGAGCCAUGGCGAUAUGUGGGGAUUCUUUGGGAGGGUGCGGUGUGAGACGAUGGCGAUGUGUGCGAGGGAUGAUGUGCUUUGGCCCUAUGUGGAAAAUGUGAGGGAGAUUAAACCGGAGGCGAGGGUUGAGGAGGUGAAGGGUGGGGAUUUUGAGACGGGGAGACCGGAUUCGGUGGUGGAGGUUGCGGAGUUGCAUUUUGAUUUCUUGGGAAACUGUGGAUUUUGA
Messenger RNA from Hyaloscypha bicolor E, 639 nucleotides. Its product is annotated as alpha/beta-hydrolase. The record is from RefSeq and is a predicted model, not a curated record. The coding region runs from base 1 to 639 and encodes 212 amino acids. NCBI's taxonomy places the organism in Eukaryota, Fungi, Ascomycota, Leotiomycetes, Helotiales, Hyaloscyphaceae. The transcript is spliced from 4 exons.